AUGCGACAAAUCGACAACCUCCCACGUAGCACAAGUCGUGGCAUUGCCGCCGUUAGCACUCCAUUAACAUUGCAAGCACUAGACACAAUAAAAACCAAGACGGCGGCAAUGGAAAUGCAACAAAGACAAAAAGAACAGCAACACGACGCCGCUGAUCAAACGAAACGAAAUGAUGUGCAUUAUUUGUUGAAACAGUUAAAUAGUUUUAGUGAUAUAGAAGAAAUAGAAAUUGUUGAUAUGAAGCAAAGAGAGCAGCAACAGCGACAACAGCAGCAGCAACAAAAGCAGCCGCAGCAGCAGCAGCAGCGGCAACAACGCACAACCAAAGCCGCUGCAGCCAGCUCCUUGGAGCUGAUGCCCAUGUCCUCAUCCAUGCUGCCCAUACCGGGCUCUCCGUCGACUCAGUCGCACAAGGGCAACUUUAUGGUGGGCAACGGCGAGGGCAGCGAUGCGGCUGUUGCACGUCUGCAGUUCGAUGAUUAUUUAUUUGAAUCCUGCCAUUACCUGGAGACAAACUACUUUGCCGCUACCUAUCGCACUGCCAUGGUCGAGAGUUGCUCCCACGAGUUUCGCCCCUCGACCACAACGCCAACGAGCACACGAUCCGAUUGCUUUGAGCUCCACGAACUGGAGCCACCAAGUGUCAUUUGCAAGGCAGCUCCACCACCGCUGAUGGCAUCUCCAUCACCGCCGCCGUAUCAAGCGGAGGUGCGCAUGACCACCAGCGGUGUGCAGACCGAACUGACGGUCGAUUCGUUGGCGCAGCUCAGUCACAAUGGCAGCUCGGGCAGUUCGGGUUCAGGUGGCAGCGGCAGUAGCAUGCCACGUGUGCCGCCCUUUUUUCAUAUGCUGUUACACGCCCAUCGAUCGAUGGCGUGCCAGGCGAAUGGGCGCGGCACAGCGUGCCGCCGCCAAACAUGCUGGCAACCCAGAGAAGAAUGGACAUGCUGUCUGACAGCCGACAAAUAAAACUGACAGCCAGCCAAGGCAAAGACUCACAUCAUCUGACAGUCUCACCGAGAGAAAGAAAGAGAGAGUAGAGUGCUGUGUGCUAUUUCAUUUGCGAUAUCAACAAGAGAUUCCAUUUCGAAGACAGUCGUUUAAUAUAAUUACUUACAAUCACACACAAACGUACACGAAUCAUCCAGAACACUUGCGAGAUGCGCAACGAGUGCACUUUCUUAACGAAUGAUUAAAAGAUACAGACAGAUGAUGUUAUAAAAAAAGGAAAAGGUGAAUACAGUACUCCAAUUAACUGUAUCCGUGAGUCCUUCGUUUAUUAAAAACACUCGUUGCGGUUCGUGCAAAUAUAUUUCCGUUUCAGAACUCAAUUUACAGAAACUACACAAAAGUAACAAAGUCAGCAGACAAUAUUUACCAUUCUUCAAAGAAUUCUAUAAUCAAUUCUGUUGGCUAGUUUGAUUUUAUGCCUUGCAUGAAUAAUAACUGCCAAGUUUGAAAGCUCUACUUCUUAUAUUUGCUGAGAUGAACGUGUUUAAACAGACGGACGGACAGACAGACAGAUCAUACAUUUUUUUUUGUAGCUUUGUUCCCCCAUUUUCAGAGGGCACAGGGUAGAAAUAGAAUGAAUGGAAAAUACAAUAAACAAUUUGAUAGACUAAAAUCGCAAAUCAUUUCGAAAGUGUUGUAUAAAUAAUGAAAUGCAAAAAUUUAAACGAUAUGUAAUAAUAAUAAUAAUAAUUAAAUUGUAAUUGUUUCAAUAAACUAAAAUACCAAUAAUAUGAAAUGCUAAAUAUUGUUAACGAAAAAGCGCAAACCAAAAGCAAAAACCAAAUUGUAGCCAGCAGCAGAGCAAAGUUUGCGAAUUAAAAAAAGACAUGAGACAGUGAGAGCUUGUAUAGUAAGUUGUUAAAACAAAUAAUUGCAAAAAACCAAAACGCAUAAUUAAUAAUACUAAUUUGUUAACUGAACCGAAGAAGCGUAGACGCCAAAUCCAAUUUGAUAAUGUCAAUUUUUUUAUGUAUCAUUUCUUGUGUCCGUAUCGUCUGUAAGAUAAUCCUCCAAAAAUAUCAUAGAAGAAUUCAUUUUGAUUUCCAUUGAAACCAACACACACACAUGGCAAUUGUUACAUCAAUUAACACACUAUAUAGCAUAACAAUAUUAUUUUCUUUGUUAUACAAAAUAUGGAAUUGUUAGAAUUAAAUUUUCAGUUGUCCCUUUGUUUAAAUUAGUUACUUUGUGAAGUUACACCCCAGAAGCAAUAUUAGUUUUAUAUUAAACUUGUAAAACAUGUAGAACUUGUCAAUUUUGUUCGUAAUGCAAGUAAACUAUAUUCCAUGAAUUAACAUAAACAAAAAUAUAUAACAUAUAAAUACAUAAACAUAAUAUCACUAAGCUUAAUGAUGAAAUCGACACGCGCUUCAGUUGAACCGAUUUGAAACACAAUAAAAACUAAAUUGAUUUAAUUGAUGAGUUUUAUUGAGUUAAAUGAAAUACGAAAUACAGCCUUACAUUUUAAUUGGGCAUAUCAAAACUAUGCUAUCACAAACAUUAUUGGAAAGCUAGCAAAUAGUGAAAGUAAUUUCAGGUUUUUCAGCUCAGUUCUUCCAAAAAAAACAACACACAAAAACCAACUUUAAUAAUUAAUAAAUGAUACGAGCAAAUGAUAAACAUAAUAUGAUAAAUAAAAACACACUCAAAAGAAACCAAACAAAUGCCUUUUACAUGCCCACUCGUACACUAAUGGUAAAUAAAAAAUAUAAAUACAAAACGAAAUGAAAUAAAACAUCAAAUAAAAAUAAAAAAAACAACAUACUCUAAGCUAAGCAUUAAAUGAAACAACAUGUUAAUCGAGCAUAAUAAUCGAUUGGGAGGGGAAGACGUUCAGUUAAAUUUCAUAUAAAUUAAUGUGCAAUAUUAUUAACAACAUGUUGACUGUUGAACGAAUGAAUGAAUGGCAUAACUUGUUGAAACAAACAAUUGUUAAUUGUGGCUAGAAGUUAGCAAUUAAAUAAUAUCUAUUGUUGUAUGUUUUAUUCUGAUGCGCACGAAAUAUAAUAUAACUAAUAAUAAUAACUACAAUAAUAAAUAAACUAAUUCAUACAAAAUACAAAUUACAUGCAAUGAAAAAAUGUAGCUAAUGGUAAAAUUUUUGUAAACUUUUUGAUAUGUGAUGAUGAUUUGAAUAAAUUAAAACCACAAAAAACAAAAAAUGAAUAUGAGAAUAAUAAAAAAUUGCAUAACUUAGCCAUAGAUAUUUAAACUAAUACCAAAAAAAAAAAAACAUAAAAUUGAAAAAAAAUGUAGCGCAACGCAAAUUUAGAGCAUAAUUAAUAUGAACAAAAAUGCUAGUUAAAGUAUGUUAAGGGAAAUGGAGAAAUGAAAAACUUGUUAUACAAUAAGUGUAGUCUCGGCAAGCCGAUGCACAUCGCUGGCCCCUCCCCUCUCCUGUUCCGGAUCGGGUAUUAAAACAGAUCUUUUGAUUUGUAUUGAACGAUUGUUCUGUAAUUAAUCGAAAGUGUUUCGUUUUCUUUUUUUUUUUAAUUAAAGUUUCAAAUUGUGCAGGAUAUUGAGGAGGGGCUUUAUCUAGCAAUAUUCAUGGCAAUUCAAUUGUAUUAACGACAUUGAUAAAUCUGAAAGUGUAAGCAAAUAAUUUAGCGAGCAUUUUGUAGGAAAGUGUAGUUAAAAACUAUAUAUAUAUAGACAUAUAUAUAUAUAAUAAUUAUUAUCAAAUUGAAUAGUAAAUUUAUGUGCAUAAGUAGCGAAAUAUUCAAUUGUAAAUAUAUUUUUAAUGUACACGAUAUGUUUUUCGGUUUUUCGACCAAAACUAACAAUUGUUAACGAAGUUAAUUUCCACUAUUGCAAUAUUAGAUUCAUUAUCAUUUGGUCUCUAACAACAAAUUGUUGAAUAACAAAUUGACACACCCCAUCACCAUGAUUCACACACACACACACACACACACACACAUUUACACACGAAAAAGCUUUAAAUAAUUUAAUUACAAAAUACAUUAUAAAUAUGAACAGUAAUAAUUUUGAUAUCAUUAUCAUUGAUAAAUUCCAUUGUAGAUACGUACUUGUAUUGAGACAAAUUAAUAAAUUAAUUAAUUAACUAGCCAGCUAAGUCAAUGUCGCCUAAUGUGAGUUCUAUAAGCAUAAAUAAAAACAAGUACAUAUAAUAUUACAAUAAUUAAAAACACUCAUACACAUUCACACAUUAAAACUACAACCAAAAAAAAAACGCAACUACUUUUCAAAUAAAAGCAAAAACAAAACCUAAAAAAAUUUAUAAAAAUAAAAUACAUACAUAUAUGCAAAAACUGAAACAGGCCAGAAAAACCACAAAAACACUCGACGACACUCAACAUCCACAACAAGAAAAACAACUGACAAAACACAAAGCUUUUAUAAAACUAUUUGAAUAUAUAUUAAAAAGAAAAAACAAAAAAAAAAAUAAUAA
Messenger RNA from Drosophila nasuta, 4420 nucleotides. Its product is annotated as UPF0746 protein DDB_G0281095-like. The record is from RefSeq and is a predicted model, not a curated record. Lineage: Eukaryota; Metazoa; Arthropoda; Insecta; Diptera; Drosophilidae. The coding region runs from base 1 to 969 and encodes 322 amino acids. The transcript has a single exon.